Molecule: messenger RNA, 3675 nt
Organism: Planococcus citri (citrus mealybug)
Lineage: Eukaryota; Metazoa; Arthropoda; Insecta; Hemiptera; Pseudococcidae
Exons: 2
Coding region: 359-2932 (857 amino acids)
Source: RefSeq, a predicted model, not a curated record
AGACCAUAGAGUCCGAACGGCUCCCGGAAAUAUUUGUUUACAUUCACUGUGUUAUCAAUCGGCGGACUUGUAUUUUUUUUCAAAAUUCCACUAUCAGACACGAAUAAUUUAAGAAUUUCGAACCUUUUAUGCAUGAUAUUUCUCCAAAACAGUCAGUAUUUUUUUUCAAAAAUGAAUAAAUAACAGUGUGAAAUAAAUGUGAUACCGAUAUAUCGCCGAAUUCAUUCCUUUCUUGCCGACUUGAUGUUCUUUCACUUUCACUUUUAUGCACACUUUUACGAAUGUAUUUCAUCAAAUGCUGUGAAUUUCUGCUCUUAUUUUGAUUUUAUAUGAUGGUGAGUACACGAAGAAAACUAAAAUGGAUAUCAUCAGAUUUUUACGAGUGUCUGUUUUUCAAUGUACCGUUUUUUUUUCUUCAGCCUUUUUUCACUCCAGCAUGUAUGUCAUCUGUGAAACAUGUGGAAUUGAAUUUUCAAGGCAAUCAAAUUUAAACCGGCACCAACGUAAAAUCCAUAAUGUUGCCGUUGAAUCCCAGCCAAAAAAUAAGUGGAAAUGCGCUCUAUGCGAAUUCGGAGGUUCGCCAACUGCAAUUCGCGAACAUUAUGGACAAACUCACGAAUUACAACUAGAAACUGAAUCACUGAAAUUCGCCGGUGAAAAUUCUUUCAAGGAAUGGAAAUAUGAAAUCGAAAAGGAGUCUGUUUGCAAAUAUGUUCUUCUUUGUGGCGAAAGAAAUGGUAUAACACAUUAUUACUGUCAUAGAGCUGGCAAUUUUGAAUCAAAAGGUAAAAAUAAACGUCAUUUAAAAACGCAAGGAUCUAAACGAAUUGGAGCAUAUUGUCCAGCUCAAAUCAAAGUAUUUAAAGAUCCGAGUAACUCCAGCUAUCCGAUUCAGGUUGAAUUUUGUAAAACUCAUGUUGGACAUGAAAAUGAACUUUGUCACAUUACUCUAUCACCCAAAACAAAACAAAAAGUGGCAGCAAAAUUACUCGAUCAUGUGCCGCCAGAAGCAAUUAUUGAUGAAGUAAGAAAUAAUGUCACUUCAAAUGAAUUUGAAAGAAUUCAUUUGCUAACUACUAUGGAUAUCUACAAUAUUUCUAAAGAAUUCGGAAUAACAGCUGAAUAUCAAAAAGAUAGCAACGAUGCGGCAAGUGUGUAUAAAUUUGUACAAGAGUUGAGAGAAUCGAAUGGUGGUUCUUCAAUUUUAUACUACAAACCUCAAGAUGUUAUCGAUGAAACUUACCCAGAACUCAAAAGUGACGAUUUUGUAUUAAUUCUUAUGAAUAAACCUCAAAUUGAAAUGCUACAGCAUUAUGGAAACGAUGUUAUUUCAAUAGAUGGAACCCAUGGAAUGAGUUACGAUUUUCAAUUAUUCACUCUACUUGUUCUCGAUGAUAUAAGGGAAGGGUUUCCUUGUUCAUUUAUGGUAACUAAUCGUGAAGAUGAACAGAUAAUGAAGAUUUAUUUUUCCGUGAUUCGAAGUUUCUGUGGUCAGAUAACUUGUAAAGUUUUCAUGUCUGACAUGGCCAAUCAAUUCUCAAAUGCGUGGAAUGCAAUUAUGGGUACUCCAGAAUAUCAAUUAUAUUGUGCUUGGCACGUUGAUAACGCCUGGCAGAAAAAUCUUACUAAAAUAACCAACGAUGCUACCGGAGAAAAAAAAACUUUCGCUUACCAGGUGGUCAAGACAUUGAUGGAGGAGUUAGAUCAGAAUAAAUUUACUUUGUUACUUGAAGAAGCUGUGAACACCUUGAAGGCAGAUGAAAGUACUUUGGAAUAUGGAAAGUAUUUCGAAUCUCAUUACUAUUCUAACUACAAGAAAUGGGCGUAUUGUUAUCGUAUUGGUGCAGGUAUCAACACUAACAAUCACUUAGAACGUAUGCAUGGUACCUUCAAGUACGUAUACUUAAAAGGAAGAAAAGUUGGACGCCUAGAUAAAAGUUUAUUCUUUUUGAUGCGGUUCACUAGGAACAAGUUAUUCAAUAGAGUCAUUGUUGAGAAUAAAGGAAAAAUUUCAUACAAGUUGAGAUGUGUACGCAAAAGACACUCAACGUCUAAAAAAAUGCAGAACCUUAUCACAGAAACAAAUUCUACAGCUGAUCCCAAUGGACCUCGAAUAUACCUUGUCGCUGCUUCAUCCGGAGAGUCAAAUUACGAAGUAUCAAAAAAUCCAGAGCCAGUUCAUCAGUCUUGUAAACUUGUGUGUAAUGAUUGCUCGAAUACAUGCAUUCACCAGUACGUGUGCACUUGCGUUGAUAAUGCAAUCAAGUUUAACAUGUGUAAACAUAUACAUCACGUAAUUCAGCACCAGAUGAAUAACUCUCAUUCCAAUAUUGCUCCAUUGGAUUCCCAGAGUGUAAAUGAUGUCCACCCCAGCACUGGUGAAUCUAAUGAUAAAAUAAAUGCUACUAUUUUCAACGAAUUGAAAGUUGCUGAUGAUUUGAAUGCCGUGGAUGAAUAUUAUGCUAAAGGAAGAGCAUUAUGUAAGGAUGAUGAUUCUCGCCGCUUUUUUUUGAAGGAAAUGAAAAAAAUGGUGUUAAAACUCGAAUGUCAGGACUUUAAGUCAUUUUCUCCCUCAAAGUGUGCAUCAAGAGCUGCCGAAUCGAAAAGGAAACGUGGUAUUGUUAUAAAAUCUAAAAAAAGUCUCCAAUUAACUCCUCAGAAACGUUUAUUUUCUACUAAAAAAAAAGAGAAGACUAAGAAAAAUAAACAAAGUAAACCAUCUUCGUUAUGUAAAGACGCGAUUUGCAAUGAACUGAUUUUGCCAACGCCAAAACCAAUUCCUGUACCAGAAGAGCUACCAGCUCCAGAGCUACCGGCACAAGAGCCAAAUUUUUCUUUAGAAAACCCAAAGGGAAAAGUGCCUUCUUCAAAGAAACCAAAAGAAAACCCAAAGAGAAAAGUGCCUUCUUCAAAGAAACCAAAAGAAACCUAAAGAUAAAAGUGUCUUUUUCAAAAAAACCAAAUAAAGUACCUACUUUUUUGUUAUUUUUAUUUUAAUUUUGUAAUAUUAGGCGAUACCUAAUCGAAUGUUUUGUAGUAUUUAAGGUUAUAAAAUAAUGUUUUAGUCACUUAUGGAUCUAGUUUGAAGUACUUACUUUGUGAUAGGUAUUGAUUGUUCAAAGUUUUUUCCAGUUAUAUGGUGAUUUUUUCAGUUUUUCUUAUUUUUAUUGUAAUCUUUAUUUUAUGUUUUCAAUACGUAUUCCAUUAUUCGUAGAAGAAUUACGAAAUACCUAGUUUUUAUAUUUUACAUUACUCUUACUCCUUAAUUCUAGUUCGGUACUGUUGGUGCUUUAAUUUUCUCGGAUUACCAUUACGUGGUGAUGAAUAAAAUUCAAUUUCAGUAAGGUACUUUUUGUUCCCGAUAAUUUUGUAAGUUUUUCGUUGUUUUUUGUUUGUGUUUAAAUGCUAUUAAAUAAGAAUUAUUUGAUUUUUUCCUUAUUAAAUUGAAACUUUAUUCAAUAAAUUUUUAAUCAUUUAUUUCAUAUUGUAUUCGAUAAUCGUUGUGCAUUAUUAAAAUAUGUUGAAUUCAUCUCACAAUUCUCAUUUCUCACACCAUACAGAAAGUUGAAAAAGAUUGUGGAAAGGGAAAAAUAAAUUAAAUUUGAAAAAAAAUACAAGUCCAUCGAUAGAUAACACUACGCAAAGCCAACAAACAUGUUUGGGAGCCGUUCGGAC